AUGUUUCCUGAGGAGGCUUAUCCAGAUGUUGGUUCGAUUCAUACAUGGCGAGGCAUAUUUAUCCUCUCUAUCACUUGCGGCGCCCAGCUUAUUGACAAUGUUUUCAUGACAGCGGUCAAUCUAUCGCUUCCAAAGGUUCAGGAUGAGUUCGACGUUUCUUCUGGGGAUCUGCAGUGGUUGCUUUCAGCGUACACACUUACGUUCGGCGGGUUCCUACUAUUCUCCGGCGUUCUAGCCGAUCGGUAUGGCAGACAAAUGAUCUUCAGUGUUGGGAUGCUCUGGCUUUCUAUCUGGACCCUCGCUAUUGGUUUUGGAAACUCGUUCAUCCAGGUCGCGAUUUUUCGUGCGCUUCAGGGUAUAGGUGCAGCGAUGACGGUCCCUUCUGCCAUCGGAAUCAUCAGUUCCUAUUUUGUUGCUAGCGAACGGGCUGUCGCUCUCACUUUCUUUGGAGCGAGUGGCGCCAUCGGCUUCGCCGCAGGACUACUUUUUGGUGGCUUCGUGACAGAAGCACUAGGCUGGAGAUAUAUAUUCCGGAUUGCAGUAGUAGCUACUACUCCGCUGGGCAUUCUGGGGUGGUUUUGUUUGCCUAACGAUCGCCGAGAAGGCAGUGCACGGCCAAGUCUAGAUUUUGUUGGAGCGGGGCUGUCCACGUCCGGCUUGAUUCUAUUGUCUUUCGUCCUUUCAAGUGGAGGUGAGUAUGGAUGGAAUAAGGCGUUCAUUAUCGCAUUGUUAGUCAUUUCGGUCGUCAUGCUUGGUGUAUUCACAUUCGCAGAAAAGAAAGUCAGGAACUCUAUCAUGCCGCUGUCGCUCUGGAAGAUCAAGAAUUUUGCGCCUCUUUGGGUUACAGGCUUCUUGGUUUAUGGGAGUUACCAAACAGUUACAUACUACGUCGUACUGCAAGCACAGGAAGUCGCGAAACUCUCGCCAGGCGCGACGGCGCUGCGAUUCCUCCCAAUGGGCGCGGCAGGAUUGACAACGAACAUGGUUAUUGCCAAAUGGAUGAAACAGAUGAACAUGCGGUACCUCAUGACAGUGGGUGGAGUGAUCACUCUGAUUGCGCCCAUCCCAGCGAGUCUGAUGCCAGAAGACAAACCUGAUUUCUGGCGAUAUAUUCUUCCCACUUCAAUCAUGGUCGUCACUGGAGUCAGCAUUUGUUACAUCUGCACUACGAACAUUAUGCUUGAGUCUGUGCCAACGAACGUAAAAUCUCUGUGUGGCGGUCUCAUUAAUACAGCCUUUCAAAUCGGUUCCGGAGUCAGCCUUGCCUUAGCAUCGGCUAUCGUGAACGCAGUCGACAUAAAGAAAGGCCAUAGCGAGGCAAAGCAGUUUCAAACUGGCUUGUUCUGUUGCAUCGAACUUUCCCUUAUCGGCCUGAUUGUCUCACUCUUCGGAAUGCGUGGUCUACGCAGCCAGCUCGGUGGUAGCGCUACGAUGCAUUGA
Messenger RNA from Dothidotthia symphoricarpi CBS 119687, 1440 nucleotides. Its product is annotated as MFS general substrate transporter. NCBI's taxonomy places the organism in Eukaryota, Fungi, Ascomycota, Dothideomycetes, Pleosporales, Dothidotthiaceae. Gene Ontology annotation, molecular function: transmembrane transporter activity. The record is from RefSeq and is a predicted model, not a curated record. Gene Ontology annotation, biological process: transmembrane transport. The coding region runs from base 1 to 1440 and encodes 479 amino acids. Gene Ontology annotation, cellular component: membrane. The transcript is spliced from 3 exons.